This is a messenger RNA of Cylindrotheca closterium, 903 nucleotides long. The record is from the annotation of a GenBank genome assembly. Lineage: Eukaryota; Bacillariophyta; Bacillariophyceae; Bacillariales; Bacillariaceae.
AUGGUCGUGCCCAACAUUCGAAACCCCAAUCGCUACCGCACUCUUCAGGUAGCCACGUCAACCAAGUCACAAUAUCACCUAGAACCUGACCAUGCGUUCGCAUACAGGCACGUCGGAAGACGCACAAAGGGAGGACGAGGAGGAGGACCUGGAGGGGGAGGCGGGUUUCUCUAUAGCAGCGGAGCUGACCGUUCCAAUAGAGUUCAUAAUGGAGGUGGACGUGUUGUUGUUAUUCUUAUUGCCUUGCUUACCGUAUGUGCUGUGUUAAAUAUGAUUGGUUGUGCUUGUAGAAAAUCGGGAAACACACGGAGCGCCAAUCACGCCAAUCAAGGUGACAUUCAUGCCACUCGAGACCCCAUCUAUCGUCAGCGGAAUCAGUCAGGCAACAGCAACGCUCCAAGCAACGACACUGUUUCAUCGGCCAAUGUUAUUCGGUUCCAUACUUCGCCAAACGUCAACAAGAGCCCAUCGGGUGGCAAUCCAGUUUCACACAUCACAAUCAUGAAGACCAACUUUUACUUCCGAACUGUAUUACCAGAGAACAGCAACAUUGAUCGAAAUGUCCUUAGCGAAGAAGCUAAAAUGGGCGUCACGGCUAGAGAUGAGGAUGGCGUGGUUAAAGAUGGAGAUCCUACAGGCAAAGGGGGUGCCAACAAGGACGAGGGUGCUAUGAAGAACACUUCCAUUUCCUCCCGAUUUCUCAGCAUGUCCCCUUGGAGACGACUUACCGCCAUGGACGAAUGCUCCAUUUGUCUGCAGCCGUACAAAUAUGGGCAAACCAUCUGCGUGGCCAAGAAUACUCAUUGCAAGCAUGUAUUUCAUCAGGACUGCAUUGAAGAAUGGCUUAAGGAUCACUCGAAUUGUCCGCUGUGUCGAGUGACUCUCGUUUACAAACCUCUGUAA